This is a messenger RNA of Coccidioides posadasii C735 delta SOWgp, 843 nucleotides long. RefSeq lists its product as uncharacterized. Gene Ontology annotation, biological process: peptidyl-proline hydroxylation to 4-hydroxy-L-proline. The record is from RefSeq and is a predicted model, not a curated record. Gene Ontology annotation, cellular component: endoplasmic reticulum. Gene Ontology annotation, molecular function: iron ion binding; L-ascorbic acid binding; procollagen-proline 4-dioxygenase activity. NCBI's taxonomy places the organism in Eukaryota, Fungi, Ascomycota, Eurotiomycetes, Onygenales, Onygenaceae.
AUGAGCAACCUUCUCAAUAGAAAGCCGGCGACUACCGGCCCGCCGGUCAUCUUGGAGACAAGUUACACUUCCAAAGAGGUCCCCAUCCCGGAUACGUUCCUCACCACUCCGCCGCCAGAUGCCGAACCAAUCACCGCGAAUAUUAUCGAUUUCUCUUCGUCUUCGUUGCCCGAAUAUAAAGACUAUUAUGCGGUUAUUCUCGACAAUGUCCUUAGUCAGUCAGAAUGCGCCCAGUUGCUUUCCCUAGCGGAGCAGAGCGUAGAGACUGGUGAGCCCUGGAAACCUGCACUUGUCAGUGUUGGCCCAGGGCGCGAAGCAUUAAUGACAACCUACCGCAACUCGGACCGAAUAAUUUGGGAUAAUGACGUGAUUACAUCUCGUCUCUUGGAGAGGUGUUUCCAGGCCGAUGGAAUCAGGAAGCGGUUAAGUGUCAUCGCCGGAGAGCAAUAUAGGGGCAUCUUGGGAGCCUGGGCACUAGAGAGCGCACAGAGCUGGCAGGUUGUGAAGCUGAAUGAGCGCAUGCGAUUCUUACGCUAUACCAAUGGGCAGUUUUUUAAAGCUCAUUGCGAUGCACCCUACACCACGGGAAACCAAUGCACGUUUUACACUUUACAGUUAUACCUCAGCGACGGCAAGGAGGAUGAAAGGAAGCGGCUUGUCGGAGGGGCAACUACAUUUUGGUCUAGAGAUGAGCGGAGGCGACUGGAUGUCCACCCAAAACCAGGCAGAGUGCUGAUAUUUCAGCAUCGUGGCCUAUACCACUCUGGGGAUCAGGUUUUGCAAGGUGUGAAGUAUACCAUGAGGUCGGACAUCUUGUAUAAACCGGAAACACAGGGGAAAUAG